Molecule: messenger RNA, 1713 nt
Organism: Gamsiella multidivaricata
Lineage: Eukaryota; Fungi; Mortierellomycota; Mortierellomycetes; Mortierellales; Mortierellaceae
Product: aldehyde dehydrogenase-like protein 8 family, member A1
Exons: 4
Coding region: 122-1573 (483 amino acids)
Molecular function (GO): oxidoreductase activity, acting on the aldehyde or oxo group of donors, NAD or NADP as acceptor
Source: RefSeq, a predicted model, not a curated record
UGUUACUGUAUCUCCAUCUUUCCCACCACCAUCCUCAUCACCAUCCCCAUCGCCAUCCUCAUCACCAUCCCCAUCGUCAUCCCCAUUACCAUCCCUAUCUGCUUUUCAUCUUGCUUACACCAUGACUCUGGUAACAAUCAACAACUUUGUCAACAACGAGUACGUCCCUCCCACCCAGGGCAAGUACUUUGACACCUUCGAUCCGGCACGCGGUGUUCCCCACGGCAAAGUGCCUGAUUCGUCCAAAGAAGACGUCGAGCUCGCCUACAAGGCUGCUUCAGCCGCCUUCCCCAGCUGGUCCAAGACUAGUCGCCCAGACCGCGCCAAGGUCCUUUACAAGAUUGCAGACCUGAUUGAAGCACGCCUAGAAGAGUUUGCCCUGGCAGAAUCCACGGACCAGGGCAAGCCUGUUGAGCUGGCCAAGACCGUCGAUAUCCCCCGUGCUGCCUACAAUUUCAGGUUCUUUGCCGGCCGGAUCUUACAUAGCGUGGACGAAGCCGCUGAUCUCGUCAAUAUCGGAUUCAGCUACUCACAGCGUAUGCCAAUUGGCGUUGCUGGCUUGAUCUCCCCUUGGAAUCUGCCACUUUAUCUCUUGACAUGGAAGAUUGCCCCAUGUAUCGCAUGCGGAAACACCGCCGUAUGCAAACCGUCCGAGUUCACAUCUUUGACGGCAUUCAUGCUGUGCUCGGUGCUCAAGGAAGCCGGUCUACCUGCCGGAGUCGUAAACAUGGUCUUCGGAACGGGCAUGGGCGCCGGGCAGGCGAUCGUCGAGCACCCGCGCAUUCCUGUGAUUUCCUUCACCGGCGGUACGGUUACUGGUGCCAAGAUUAUCGCCAAUUCUGCCAAACUCUUCAAAAAGUUGUCGCUCGAGCUCGGAGGCAAGAACGCCAACAUCAUAUUUGCGGAUUGCGACUUUGAUCUGGCACUUAAAACAAGCCUGCGGUCAAGUUUCUCCAACCAAGGCGAGAUCUGCCUCUGCGGUUCGCGCCUCUAUAUCGAAAGGCCCAUUUACGAGAAGUUUGUGAGUGCGCUUGUUCGGGGGGCCAAGGCUCUCAAGAUCGGCGAUCCAAGGCAGAAGGAGACGAAUUUGGGGGCAUUGGUCUCCAAGGAACACUGGGAGAAGGUCAUGAGCUAUAUCGACUUGGGACAGAAGGAAGGCGGCAAGAUUGAGUGCGGAGGACAGAAACCGGCUUUACUCCCAAACGAGUUCAAGGACGGCUACUUUUUGGAACCCACCAUCAUCUCUGGGCUAACACCUUCCAGCAGGACCAUGCGCGAAGAGAUUUUUGGCCCUGUUAUCACAGUCUAUGCUUUUGACACUGAGGAGGAGGUUGUCCAGCUUGCAAAUGAUUCUGAUUACGGUCUCGCGUGUUCUGUUUGGACAGAAAACGGUCGCCGUGCCCGCAGAGUUGCGUCAGAGAUUCAGGCAGGGACUGUGUGGGUCAACACUUGGAUGGCACGCGAUCUACGCAUGCCAUUUGGAGGCAUGAAGCAGAGCGGGCUGGGACGUGAAGGCGGCGACCACUCUCUUGACUUUUAUUCAGAGCUCAAGACCAUCUGCCUUGGUGAGUGAACGUUGCGGGACAACGAUUGCUACCAGGAAUACCCAUGCAAUUGACAUGUCUCUUCAGCUCUCCUGAAACGCGCGUUUUCUUGAAGCGUAUAUAGCUUAUUUGAGUUUACUGUACGGCAAUAAAGCAAAAUAGACGAGAA